UUCAUUUCUUCCAAUGCGAAGAACAAAAUGUUUUCAGCUCCCUCCGGCGCAAUGGACCGAAUAGAGAGACAGGAAGAGGCAAAGGGAUAGAAAUCCAUCCCCAGAUCCCAUCGACCCCCAAAUCCUUCUGAGCAGGAUCGAGCGGAAGGCGGGCAGCCAGGCGGAAGCGGAAGGAGCACAGACAGAGGGGUGAGAGCACGGGCGGCAGCGCCUGGACGGACGCCGUGGAUCUCGUCGACGACGUUGGGAGGGUAAGCUCUCUGCUUGGACGGACGCCGUGGAUCUCGGCGACGACGCUGAGUGGUGAAGCAUCGCGGGUGGCGAUGCUUUGCGGGCUUGCGUGAAGGGCGCGCGCAACGAGCUCAGGCGUCCGAUUUCCUGCGCCUGAGCCUGAGCUCGGUUGCCUGAGUCAGGCAGCACAUCAGGACACUAACCAAACAAGCCCUUAGUGCCCAAGGUUUGGAUUGAGCUUGUUUUUGGAAAAGAUUUGCGGGUUCAACUGAAACCCACCUUGCCUAGUGACAUUGAGGAGUGUGCGGCCUUCAUGUCUACCGAUCUUUAGUUUUAGCAGCAAUGAACUGUGUGACUGCGAUAGAUGGAUGUUUAAAGUAGAUCUUUGAUACAUAUCGAUUGUGAUGGAGGGUGCAAGGACUGAAGGCGAUGAGCUUAUUGCCGAUUAUGCUGAUUGCCUCAUGUCCCUGGACACCAACGCACGGUCCAGCCAGAAUGAUAGUCUUAUUCUUGGAGCUCCUAUUGUGGAAGGGGCAACGGCAACUUCGGUUGGAGGCACAACAGAGCAGGAUGUCGUGAAUGAUUUUGCUCCAGCUGAGGACCCGAAGGAACCAGUGCUUGGUAUGACCUUUGAAUCGGACGAGGAUGCAAAGGCCUUCUAUAAUGAGUAUGCCAGGCACCUUGGCUUCCCCUUCCGUGUCGGCAGGUCUCGGCGUGCCAAGGGGACGGAGGAGGUUGUCGUCAUGAAAAGGUUUGUAUGCUCGAGGGAAGGCAGUUACAAGAAGAAGCAGCCAUCGUCAGAUGAGGCUACAAGGAAGCGUGAGAGAAUGUCUAUGCGGGAAGGUUGCAAUGCUAUGAUGGAGGUGGUUAGGGAGUCAGAUCAUUGGGUUGUCUCCAAGCUUGAGAAGGCUCACAACCAUGACCUUGGCACUUGUAGCAAGGUCGGGUAUCUUCGCGCAAGAGGUUUGCUUUGUGCCUCUGAGAAGGUCGCUAUGGUGAGCCCUGAUGGGAUGGUGCUUCUUAGGCAGAAUGUUCUUGGGGAAGGAGGAGACGCGCAGGGCCUCCUUGAUUAUCUCAAGAAGAUGCAAGCCAAUGACCCUGCUUUCUUCCAUGCCAUACAGGUUGACAAGAAUGGCUGUGUGGUGAAUGUUUUCUGGGCUGAUUCUAGGGCCAAAGCAGCUUAUCGGCAUUUUGGUGAUGCUGUCACAUUCGACACGACGUACAAGAAGAACAAGUAUAUGAUGCCCUUUGUUACAUUCUCGGGAGUCAACCAUCAUCUGCAGCCUGUUAUUUUCGGAUGUGCAUUGCUUAUGGAAGAGACUGAGUUCUCAUUUAUUUGGCUGUUUGAAACGUGGCUAGCGGCAAUGGGAGGGAAGGCACCAUGCUCAUUAGUCACUGACCAAAACAGGGCCAUGAAGGCUGCAGUUGGAAAGCUUUUUCCAGAUUCCUGUCACCGUUUCUGCAAGUGGAAUAUUUUGAGUAGAACCAAGCAGAAACUAACCCAUGUAUACACAGAGCAUCCAACCCUACGAGAUGAGCUUGAAAGCUGUGUUCUUCAGUCUGAAACAAUCUCUACAUUCGAAACAACUUGGACCUCAAUCAUUGAAAAAUAUGACUUGAGAAAGAAUUCAUGGCUUCAAGCAAUAUACAAUAUCCGCCAAAAAUGGGUUCCCUUGUACUUGAUGGAUACAUUCUUUGCAGACGUAUCCCCCACACUGAAAAAAGAAACCAUGAAUGAUUUCUACAAGAAGUAUUUCAAUACAAAAACAACGCUUGAAGUUUUUCUUAAUCAAUUUGAUUCGAGGGUGGCAAGCCGAUACGAGGAUGAAGCAAAAGCAGAUAUGGAUGAUUACUUAAAUAAGGCAACUACAAAAACUGCAUCGCUAAUAGAAAAACAGGCAGCAAACACCUACACCAAAGCAGUCUUCAGUAAGUUUCAGGAGGAAUUUACAGAGUCCUUGGGGUAUAUCAUUCAGAAAACUAAAGAUGGCUGCAUAAGCAAAUACAGCAUCACAAAAGAUGAAGAUCCAUCAGACACAUUCUACGUGACUUAUAAUGCUUCCAAUAAGAUGGCAAACUGUAGUUGCAAGUACUUUGAGUUCUCAGGUAUUUUAUGCCGUCAUAUUCUUGGAGUAUACAUAAUAGUUGAUCCCCGUACACUUCCACCUGAUUACUUUUUGAAACGUUGGACAAGGAAGGCUAGAGAUGAUGAUGAUUUGUUAGAAGAUAGCAGCAAUAACCAGCAUGAGGAUGCUUCUUGGUCCAUUACAAGCCGUUACAAUGUCCUAUGUGCUGAUGCCAUGAGAUGUGCUGAGAAAGGGUCUGGAUCAGAGGCAGUCUACAAAGCAGCAAAAGAUAUCAUACAGAAGGCAUACGAAGAGAUUGUUGCUUAUGAAAGAUAUCCUGGUAGGGGAUCUCAAAGGGAUGCUAUAAACAUCAACGAGGAUGUCACAAUACAUGAUGCGAUGAAUGAUCAAUCUAUGCCAGAUUCUGGACGAAAGGUGACUAAUCUAUUAGGCCAGUUUCUUGGUUCCUCUUGGUCUCCAGUCUGAUGUUUUUUGGUCAUUUCUUGGAGGUGGCAAUGCAAUUUACCAACAUCAUGUGCUGUCAUGGGUGGCAUGCAAUAUCUACUUUGAAUUGGCUAGCAGAGAAGCAUUUAGACUUUUAAAAUGAAAUGGGUUUCCAUGAGAUGGUAAAUAGAAAUUAGUGUUAGCACUAUGCAACGUUAUCGUGCAACAUAAAGUUUUCCUGAGUAAUGAAAAUGUUUCAACUUCCAGAAUGUUCUCCACUUGACUGUGUUGAGAACAUGCGCAAUUUUGUGUGAAGAUGGCUCGAUCACCUCUGAACAUAGUCAAGUCUUUUUUGCUUCAAUAAGAUCUUCAUAUGUUGCUGCCUGUAUGCCUGAAGCUACUAAAGGAUGACGUGGCAACAAUACGGAGUUGGAACAUUGCAAGCAACUUGGGUGAUUGGGUCAGAUAAAUUUGAUAACAGAAAAGCAUCUAUGAGUCCCAACUUUCUUCAUUGAGAUCGGCACCUAUUAUGGCUGGCGGUUCAGUUACCAUUCGUAUCAACGGUUGUAGCCUCCAAGAUUCUAGCUGUCCAGAAAGCAGGACUGCAAGUUCAAUGGCAAAAUGCGCUGGGUGGCAUCAAACUACAUUCUGUGCAACUUAAAUGUGCUUAAGCCUAACCUUAGAUGUCAAUGGAAACUGAAUUUUGAUGGACAAGCAGUCAAGAAAGGAUCACAUCAGCGGCAGGAAGUAAAGCAGUGCAAAAUAUGCCGAUGUUAUCCACAGAUUGGGAUUGUAGAGUUCUUUUGGGGUAUUUAACAACUGCGAAGUAAGAUCUAGUGUUGCGGUUCAUGAGCAACCAAACUUGUAGCAACCGGAGAGGGCAGUAUUUUGAUUUUGCAUUUGUGUUGUCUUCUCAUUUUGUAACGGAAGGCGACAGGGACCUGCUGCAUCAGUUAGUUAGUAGCACGAAUCAUCUAUUGAUGCAUUGGUGUUACUCAGAGAACUUGUGAGGGAUUUUUGUCACAGUAACUA
Molecule: messenger RNA, 3773 nt
Organism: Phragmites australis (common reed)
Lineage: Eukaryota; Viridiplantae; Streptophyta; Magnoliopsida; Poales; Poaceae
Product: protein FAR1-RELATED SEQUENCE 5-like
Exons: 3
Coding region: 636-2783 (715 amino acids)
Biological process (GO): regulation of DNA-templated transcription
Molecular function (GO): zinc ion binding
Source: RefSeq, a predicted model, not a curated record